ACGACGCUGAGUUUUGAGCUUUGUUGAAUGUUGUUCCCGGCGGUGGAGAAGGUGGAUACGCCGCCGGAGCUGGAGAAACCGACGGACAAACGGCCGAAGGUGGAGAAGGUGAUGACAUGACUCCUGAGGGCGGAGAAGGCUCUGGACAGAAGGCCGGAGGUGGAGAAGGUGAUGGACACAGUGGCCGACGUGGAGAAGGUGACGUUGAGACGGACCUAGCCAGAGAGGAUGAAGGACAGACGUCGCCGGCGGCCAUGGACGUCGUUUCUGACCUCGAUGGAGAAAGGUUGGCAAAGGAGAGUAAACUUGGAAAAGAUCCGGAAGUUGGUAUGGAGUUUGAAAGUAGAGAAGCGGUCUAUGAUUUUUACAAAGCAUAUGGGAAGCGGUCUAUCAAUUGUACUGCAGUGUUUGCGGGCUGGUCAUAGAGGUACUCAGUCAAAAAAUCAAUUGAAGCCCCAACCUUCAAUGCAAAUAGGGUGUGGAGCUAGACUACGUGCGCACGUAAUUUAUUCGGGACUUUGGCAAAUUUCAAAAGUGUUUCUAC
Messenger RNA from Cuscuta epithymum, 544 nucleotides. The record is from the annotation of a GenBank genome assembly. Lineage: Eukaryota; Viridiplantae; Streptophyta; Magnoliopsida; Solanales; Convolvulaceae.